AUGAAAUUACCUAUCUUGCUAUUUAUUUCUUUACUUCCUGGGGCAAGCUUUGGAGCUGUGGAAAAUGCCAAUCUAAUAAGAGAUCAUGUGACAUGCAACGAAGUGCAGUUCACGAGAGCUGAUAUUGAAAGGGCGGCAAACGCUGCACUCCUGCACCAUAAUGCUGGGACCACGGUCGGGCCCUAUCCUCCGGGAGAUGGUAGAAACUAUCCCAAGCGCUUCAACAACAGGGAAAACAUUCCUCUGGCUCCCAAUUGCAACAAUGCACAGCUGGAAGAAUUCCCGCUCGUGCGUACCAUAGUAUACCCCGGAGGGACGCCAGCAUCUCAACGAGUAGCAGUUAACUACCCUUCUAACAAUCAAAACGUUCGCGUGCGCCAGUUAAUGUAUAGCCUGGAGUUCUCCAAAGCUGUGCAGUAUUCCUACAGAGGCUAUGCAGUAGCUCCACUAUUACGACUCACUUGGUGUGCCUUAUCAAUGUGGAUUGUUGCUAACUUCCUCAAGUUUAGCACUCGCGAGGUUAAUGUUGGAACGUGA
Messenger RNA from Aspergillus novofumigatus IBT 16806, 537 nucleotides. RefSeq lists its product as uncharacterized. Gene Ontology annotation, molecular function: RNA nuclease activity; RNA binding. The record is from RefSeq and is a predicted model, not a curated record. Lineage: Eukaryota; Fungi; Ascomycota; Eurotiomycetes; Eurotiales; Aspergillaceae. The coding region runs from base 1 to 537 and encodes 178 amino acids. The transcript is spliced from 5 exons.